This is a messenger RNA of Cercocebus atys (sooty mangabey), 1347 nucleotides long. It is a transcript of the gene PRKACA, whose product is annotated as protein kinase, cAMP-dependent, catalytic, alpha. Bases 16 to 1302 code for a protein of 428 amino acids. Gene Ontology annotation, cellular component: cAMP-dependent protein kinase complex; nucleus. Gene Ontology annotation, biological process: peptidyl-serine phosphorylation. The record is from RefSeq and is a predicted model, not a curated record. The transcript is spliced from 10 exons. Gene Ontology annotation, molecular function: protein kinase A regulatory subunit binding; ATP binding; cAMP-dependent protein kinase activity. NCBI's taxonomy places the organism in Eukaryota, Metazoa, Chordata, Mammalia, Primates, Cercopithecidae.
GGGCGGCCUAGGCCAAUGAGCGGCGGGCUGCGGGGGCGUCACGGACAGCAGCAGAGAUCUUGGGCUGAGGUUCCCGGGCGGGCGGGCGCGGAGAGACGCGGGAAGCAGGGGCUGGGCGGGGGUCGCGGCGCCGCAGCUAGCGCAGCCAGCCCGAGGGCCGCCGCCGCGGCCGCCCAGCGCGCUCCGGCCGCCGCCAGCACCCGCCGCGCCGCAGCUCCGGCACCGGCCCCGGCCGCCGCCGCCGCGAUGGGCAACGCCGCCGCCGCCAAGAAGGGCAGCGAGCAGGAGAGCGUGAAAGAAUUCUUAGCCAAAGCCAAAGAAGAUUUUCUUAAAAAAUGGGAAAGUCCCGCUCAGAACACAGCCCACUUGGAUCAGUUUGAACGAAUCAAGACCCUCGGCACGGGCUCCUUCGGGCGGGUGAUGCUGGUGAGACACAAGGAGACCGGGAACCACUAUGCCAUGAAGAUCCUCGACAAACAGAAGGUGGUGAAGCUGAAACAGAUCGAACAUACCCUGAAUGAAAAGCGCAUCCUGCAAGCCGUCAACUUUCCGUUCCUCGUCAAACUCGAGUUCUCCUUCAAGGACAACUCAAACUUAUACAUGGUCAUGGAAUACGUGCCCGGUGGGGAGAUGUUCUCACACCUACGGCGGAUUGGAAGGUUCAGCGAGCCCCAUGCCCGUUUCUACGCGGCCCAGAUCGUCCUGACCUUCGAGUAUCUGCACUCGCUGGAUCUCAUCUACAGGGACCUGAAGCCGGAGAAUCUGCUCAUUGACCAGCAGGGAUACAUUCAGGUGACAGACUUCGGUUUCGCCAAGCGCGUGAAGGGCCGCACUUGGACCUUGUGUGGCACCCCUGAGUAUCUGGCCCCUGAGAUUAUCCUGAGCAAAGGCUACAACAAGGCUGUGGACUGGUGGGCCCUGGGGGUUCUUAUCUAUGAAAUGGCCGCUGGCUACCCGCCCUUCUUCGCAGACCAGCCCAUCCAGAUCUAUGAGAAGAUCGUCUCUGGGAAGGUGCGGUUCCCUUCCCACUUCAGCUCUGACUUGAAGGACCUGCUGCGGAACCUCCUGCAGGUAGAUCUUACCAAGCGCUUUGGGAACCUCAAGAAUGGGGUCAAUGAUAUCAAGAACCACAAGUGGUUUGCCACGACUGACUGGAUCGCCAUCUACCAGAGGAAGGUGGAAGCUCCCUUCAUACCAAAGUUUAAAGGCCCUGGGGAUACGAGUAACUUUGACGACUAUGAGGAAGAAGAAAUCCGGGUCUCCAUCAAUGAGAAGUGUGGCAAGGAGUUUUCUGAGUUUUAGGGGUGUGCCUGUGCCCCCAUGGAUUUUCUUUUCUUUUUUUUUUUU